Messenger RNA from Amphibalanus amphitrite, 8622 nucleotides. RefSeq names its product neuroblastoma-amplified sequence-like. Bases 161 to 7489 code for a protein of 2442 amino acids. Gene Ontology annotation, molecular function: SNARE binding. Gene Ontology annotation, biological process: retrograde vesicle-mediated transport, Golgi to endoplasmic reticulum. The record is from RefSeq and is a predicted model, not a curated record. Gene Ontology annotation, cellular component: endoplasmic reticulum membrane; Dsl1/NZR complex. The transcript is spliced from 16 exons. NCBI's taxonomy places the organism in Eukaryota, Metazoa, Arthropoda, Thecostraca, Balanomorpha, Balanidae.
UGAGGCGUGAAGCGACGCGGAAGGUUGUGCAGUGAUGAAUGAUUUUCCUAUUAUACUGAUUUUUUUACUUUAACGAAUCAAUUCUUAACUCUUGUUUAUCGAUAAAGCCUAUCUGAUAGCUGAAAGGAAGAUUUUUAAGAAAAGCUCCCUUGAUCACACCAUGACUAUUGGAGAUGGUCCAACUGAAUGGGAAGCAGAGCCGGACCCAGCACCACUGGAGUCAGUGCCAGAAGAGAAUGAAGAAGAAGACGGUACCUUCACUGAGCCACGGCCUGGCACGAUCCUGUACGAGCUGCUGGUGUUCUGUGAGUGGCAUCUCGAGCCGCGCCUAGAGAGUCAGGAGCGCACACCAGCGCCCAGUCUGCGCCAGUGGGCGUCCAGCCUGUGGACACCGGCAGCGGCGACCCUGCCAGAGGCUGUCUCAGAGCUGGCGCGAUGCCAGCCGGCCUGGCACCUGGACCUUAGCCCUGACGGACAGCUGCUCGCUGUUUUACGAGAUGACGCCGUGGAGGUCCGCUCCGCUCGCGACAACUUCACCUCGAUCGUGGCCUGUGCGGAGCUGGUGGCGGACGCCGAGCCGCAGCGUCGCCGGCUGCGCUGGUCGCCUCCACCGGCCGGUCUCUCGGCGGCGGAGCCGGACGGCGAGCCUCCGCCGCCGCUGCUGGCCGUCGCCGCCAGUUCGGGAGCUGUGGACGUGCUGGAUGACACGCUGAACACGAUCUGCGUCAUCUACCCAACUGAGUACGGCCGCGCGGUCGGAGCGCCCGUCACCGAGCUGGUGUGGGCUCCGCCACGCACCCCCGGAUGGCAGGCGCUGCUGCUGGUGGUGGGGUAUAACGGAGAGGUGUCCGGAUACCACCUGUCACACACGGAGGGAUACCAGCACAUGUUCACCGCCUCGCUUGGGGUGUACCCGCACGGUAUCAGCAGCGCCACCUAUGACGAGCAGCGUCGUCUGCUAGUGGUGGCCGGGGAGAGCUCCCAGGUGGGCUGUGAGAGGCUCCAGGGUCUGGGCAGCUGCGAGGGCAUCACCUGCUGGAGGCUGGUGCACGGGCCGCCCCACCUGCAGCUAUGCCAGAGUGAACAGGAGAAGGAGUCGUCGCCGUCACUGCUGUGGCUGCCGUGGAGGCGCAGCCGCACCACCUGGGACCCGGUGAUCGCCCUCUCGCUCUGCCCCAGCUCGCGCCGCCUCCUCUCUGCGCACCGCUCUGGCGCUCUCACCAUCUGGGAGUUCCCCUCUCUCCGCAAACAGUCACACUGGCCGCUGGAGUCGCAGGCGGGCCACGAGGCCAUCAGCCCGGAGCUACUGCGGCUACCCACCGCCCGCCGACAGCGGCGGCUGCGCGCGCUGGGCGCCGGUGCCGCCCGCCCCGCCGCCAUCGCCUGGUGGACAGACGCCGCGGCCAUUCUGGCGCGCAGAAAUGGCGCGGUGACUGUGAGUGAUGCGGACUCACUAGAAAACCUCCUGGGCGAGAGUCCAGAGUUUUUCAGCGGCGCUCCGCGGGUGAGCGCGGGCCGCGCGGCAGGCGCCGGACAGGCGUGUCUGGUGUUGGAGUGUGAGAGGAGGACAGAGUCGGCGAGGAAGCGGGCAGAGAGUGGGAGGACGACCGAUGAGGAGGAGGAUGGGGAGGAGGAGGAGGAGCCGACGCCAGGAGUGCCGCGGAGGCUGCUGGACGGCGUCAGGUCGGGUCUCCACUGGCUAACCGACUCUGAGCGUUUUGAGCCGGCCCGCCGCCGUGCCCGCCUCAGCCAUACACUGUACCGUCUCACAUGUCUACGUAGUACCACACCGCAACAGCUGUAUGCCAGGAAGAUAGAGCUGGGGGAGUAUGGAGAGGCGCUUAUGCUGGCAGAGGCGUACAAGCUCGAUAGUGACCUGGUGUUUCUGAAACAAUGGCAGAAGUCUGACGUGUGCGCCGACUCGAUCCGUGACUACCUGGGCCGUAUCACGCGGCGCUCUCUGGUGCUCACUGAAUGCGUGUCUCGCGUACCUACCGACCCGGCGGCGGCCCACCUGCUACUCGAGCACGGCCUGCGCGGGACUGACUUUGAGGCAGUGCUGGCUGCCGGUGACCCCAGUGACGUUCAGUUCCACCCGUGUGACCCACGGCGCUGCUACGAGGAGCUGCCUUCCGAGCAGGCGGCGCUCCGGGAGCGGGCGGCGCGCCGGCAGCUGCUGGCUCAGCUGGGAGCCGCGCAGUUGACGGGUGAUCAGAGACAGGUGGUGGAGUACCGCCGCCGCCUGCUGGGGUACCGCGAGCGGCUCAAGACCUAUCUACGCCUGGUGGAAGGCGCUGGGAGACCGUAUGAUCCCGCCGAGUAUCGACGCUUCAGGGAUAGGACGGCACUGGAGGCGGCGCUGGAGUUUGCUCACGACUCUGACUGGGAGGCCCUGCAGGUGAUGCUGCGUUACCAUGGCAGCCAGCUGGCGUCCCACCGACUGCUGCUGCUCUAUCACAUACCGGAGACCACGGAGCCGGCACUCUACGCGCCUCUGCUGCCCGAGCUGGAUAGCGCCGACCGUGUCCGACCUCUGGAGACUGAGCGGUGGGAGGACGCGGACUGGGUGGACAGCCUGAUACUGGACGACGAGUCGCCCAAACACCGGCCCACAGAAGCCGACUGCCCCGCUUACGCCACGCCAUCGCGCGAGCUCACCGCCGACCAGGUGUCCGCCUGGUACGCCGGCCGGGCGCGCGACAUUGUGGCGCGAACUGGUCUGGUGGGCCACGGUCUGGACCUGGUCCAGCUGGGCCGGGAGAGGGGUGUAUCCGGUCUGGAACCUCUCAGGGAUGAUCUGGACACCCUGGCUACGCUGGUGUAUGAUGCCGGGCACUUGGAGGUGACUCUGGACUCGUUCGCCAAGAUGAAGCCCGAGAGGGUCGUGGAUCUGAUGAUGGCCGGAGCCACGGAGAGCACAUUCGUCUCCCAGUUACGCGGCCGACUGCUGCCGUACCUAUCACGCCGCGAGGAGACUGAUCCCGGCUCAGCGGCCGUCCUGCUGCGCUCGUACGUCCUCCGACUGGCCCGCGAGGAUCUGACUCUCCCGGCUCUUCUGGUUCGCUUCUCGUCACCUCCCGAACCUCGUCCGCUGAUCGCGGACACCGCCGAGCUCACGGCUCUGGCUCUGGAUGCCGUGUACGCCUGUCCAAAGCCGGAGUCAGCGGCGGCGGCUCGGCGGAUGGUGGCUGCGCUGCCGGCGGCGCCGCGGUCGGAGCAGCGUCAGGCGCGGGAGCUACUGGCGGCUCGGCUGGCUGCUGUGGAGCUCCUGGCCAGUCAUGGACAGCGGCUGUCGGUGGCAGAAUUGGCAGAGGUGGCGGAUAGUGAGGAGCGCGUGCGCGCCCUGCUGGAGAGGCUGUGUCGUACCCAGCUGAGGGAUACGAGUGUGACGACCGAGCCGAACUGGAGGAAACUGCUGGAUGAUAUGCUGGAGAUGCAGCAGAAGGUGUUCCAGGUGGUGAGUCCUCAGACAUGCCAGGAGAUCUUCGUGCUCGCUCUUCUCACCUCCUCCAACCCAGCGCACAUCCGUGCGGCUGAGACCCGACUGGAGACCCGCGCAGACGCGCCAGUGGACGUCACCAACGAAUACCUGCGCCGACUGCCCUUCGAGGCCUCCGUGAGGCUAGUGGUCACAGCUGCCAGCGAGUACUUUGACGGAUCGGCGAACCUGGCCGACCCCGGCAUCAAACUGGCCAAACAGUGCCUACAGCUGAUCCGCGACCCUCCGGAGCCGGUGCGCCGCGAGCUGGGUCUGGUGGAGAGUCUCGACUACCUGGUCCGGUUCGGGGUGACCCUUCUGCCGGUCCAGGUGCGCCUCACCGCCGACCGGCUCAGCCUGCUGAAACGCUGUCUGGACGCCAAACCGGACGCCUACCGCCACGACCAGGAGCUGCUGAAGCUGGCCGAGCUGCUGCACGUGCCGGACAGCUGGCGGCUGCUGCAGCUGACGGCUGAGCGAGCGCUUGCGGCCGGCGACCCGGCUGCUGCCGCGCGAGCCUGCCGCCAUCUGAUGGAUGGAGGACACACUACAGCCUGGGACGUGUGCCGUCAGGUGGCUGAGUUUGACGGCUACCGCAACUUUGACGAUAGGCUGGCCCUGCUCUCGUUCUCUCUACUCCACUGCCCCGCCGCCGAGCUGGAGCGUCUUCUGCGGCUGCGGCAGCAGCUGCUGGCUGCUCAGCUCUGCGUCAAACUGGAAAAACUGGCGACCACCCCGGACAGUUCAGCCAGUAAAGCUUCCAGUCCAGAAUGGGAGGAAGGGAGAGGGGCGGAGAACGGAGGAGAGAGGAACGGAGUCCGGCCGUCCGGGGAGGGUGAGGAGGCGGCGCAGGAGACGGGACAGAAGUCGGCGCAGGAUGAGAUAGACAGUGAGGAGUACUUUGGGGCCGAGGGUGACCGACAGCCCCCACCAGGGGAGGAGGCGGCGACGGGCGACGUCGGAGAGGAGCCAGAGACUGCUGUCGGGACUCGCUCUCCAGGAGAUGGACAGGCUUCCCCGAGCGAUGGACAGGCCUUCCCGAGCAGUGCUCCAUCCCCAGCGUCGGAGGAGCCGCUAGCCGCGCCGGCCGACGAGCCUGACUUCAAUCCGGUGUCUCUGUUGCGCAGCACGCGUGGUCUGACCGGCCACAUCGUUCGUGCUACGGCUAGCACCACGCGCGCAGUGUUUCAGGCGACCUCGGAGAGAACUCGUGCCGUGCUACAGGCUACCCAGGACGGCACGCGUGCUCUGGUGGCCGGGCAGCUACCGGCGGACCUUCUGAACGCCGGCAGUGCCACAGCGAACCUCCUCCGCAGCACUGUGUCGCGACUGGCCCCGGGUGAGCGCGCGGACCGCUCCCGGGACGCUGUGUCUGCCAACGCGGCACUCUUGCGGCCCGGCGCGCCUGCCUUCCUAGCCGACACAGUGCCGGGAUGUCACGACAGCGCGAUGGAUGUCGACUAUAGAUCUUUCUCCGCGCCGCAGCCGCCUCUGGCGCUGGAACUAGCGCUGGCGGCUGUGCGACUGGAGGCUCUUCAGGCGGCGGUGGAGUCGCGCCAGCCGGCGGCUCCAACUGAGGAGAGACUGCGGCCCCUGCUGCCGCUGCUUCUGGCUGAGGACACCGGUCUGGCUCUAGCCUGGAGUCUGACGCUGCCGGACAGCGAUCUGCGCGCCUGCUGUGAGAGCUGGCCGCCGGCUGAGCUCUCGCUCCGCGCCGCCGCCUACUGCGUGGCUCUGCGACUGGCGGCACGCCGCGGGGAGGUGGACCUUCUGACAACGUCGCCACAGGAGCUUAUCACAGCUGGCCUGGAGGGCGGUGAGCGGGACAGCGCGGACACGACGGAGCUACGGCAGCUGCUGAGUCAGCUCUGCGACAGACUCGAGGACGCCCGCCAGGCACGUCAGCUGCUGCGAUUGGAUCGCGGUGUAGACGUGAGUCGCUUCGCCACCGAGCCGGCCUACCAGCGAGAUACGAUUCUCGGUUUGGCUAUGACAGACGAGGAUUCAGCUCUGGAGACUGCCGACCGGCUGGCGCAACGUUAUGGUGUGCCGGCAGCCGAGAUGGCUCGAGAACAGAUUGUCUACUUAUUUUCGGCGCCAGAGCUGGCGGCUGAUGAGGUCCCUGAACGACUGAAGAGGCGGAAACUGGCUGAACAAGCAUUACAGGAACCAGAGGCACUGGCGACCGCUCUGCGCGAGCGUGUACUUCCAUCACUGGCCGGCACAGACCACGAACGACUGCUGAGCUGUCUUACACUACUGGUUCGCGCUGACCCGUCCGCUACUGAUGAAGUAACGGCUCGGGUCACCCUGUUACAUCUGCUCCGCGGCACGGGAGCUGACUUAGACCGACUACUGAAAGCCGACGGAGACCAGUUGGCCGCUGAGCUCGCCUCCGCGGUCUCUGCCGAAAACGUGGACUCACUCGAGGACCUCGCGCCGCGUCUCGGCAACGCGGCUCUCACCGGCUCUGCCGUGGCCGCUGCGUGGAUCGCAUCAGCCGCCGAGCGAGCCGCCGCGCCGCGCCUACAAACCCUGGAGGCCCAGCGGCGGAGACUGGACUUCCUGGCGCCGGCUGACUUUGAGCGCUGUGCGGCGCGCCUGCUCUUCAGUGACUCGGCGCUGAAAAUGUCACUGGCAGCGCGGCAGGAGGUGGCUGCCUCUCUGAAGGAGAGGGCGGGUGAGAGGAGUCCAGAAGAGGACUGGACUCCGGUGACGGAGAGGCUGGACGGGUGGAUGGAGCACAUGGAGUACCUGGAGUGGGACUCGUACACUGAGCUGCUGGAGUCGGCCGACGAUGACGUCUACAGGUUCGCUCGGCUAUUCGACCAAACCCGGGGCGAGUCGACCCGCCUGGCAGCUCUCCGUACCCAGAUGGUGGUCGAGGGCUGCCACCUAUCGGCCAUACGCCGAAUUAUGAAUGUAUUCCCACUGGACGAGGUGGCGCCAGUGCAUGAGGUCCUGCUGAGCGUGCUACAGGAGACCCUGGCGGCGCUGCGUGGCAGGAAGGAUACGUGUGACCUGCGCGCGCUGUCGGCGGUGCUGCUCCAGCUGAGGCGGUAUAUUGAGGAGGACGGAGAGGGACUGACGGCAGAUCAGGUGGUGGAGGAGUUCAGGCAGCUGUGCGAUGAUACCGAGGUGGACGCCGGUCGCCGUGUGAAGGCCGCCCGUCUGCUGACCAAACACUUCCCAGUAGACCGCGGACAGUUUCCGGCGCUGGUUCACGCGGACACGGUGGCCGCGCUGCCGGACACCCCUCUGUCCGCAGCGGACACGCGGGACGCCGCCGGCCGCGCCGCUCUCCUUCAGCGGCUGGUGGCGGAGGCCGACUCCGUGGACCGUCUGAGUGUGUUGCUGGGCGUCCUGCGCCGCUGGCCGGUGUUUCCAGACUCGGUGGCUGCCGAUCCGGCCACCAGCCCUCUCUGUGUGAUCUGUGGGCGCGCUCUGAGGUUGGACCCGGGUGAGGCGGGUCGUGGCCUGGUCGUGGCUGCCGCUGCGGAGCACGCGGGUACGGCAGCGCUACCGGCCCCCGCGCACGGUCGCCUGGCAGAACUGCUGGCGGAGGCUGGCGCGGGCGAGGCGGCGCUACACACCGCGCUACUCUCCAUUGAUACAGAUCUCCGACGGCAAGCCAUCGAGCGGGCUGAGCGGGUUGUGAUUGACGCUGCUCGCGCCCCUCCGCCCGACCCGGCAGCCACCCCCUCCGACCACAGUGAACCGACCGCGGCCCGACCCUGGCCUCUCUCUGAGUCUGUCCUGGACUCUCUGCUGUCUGCCGGCGCUCUUCCCCUACUGGUCGGCACGUCUUUGUACGGGCCGGCCGUGGCACACCUGUUAGACUCGGGUGGAGACGUGGCGACAGCGGCCAGCCAGCUCCGAGACGCAGGGAUGCAGUCUGAGGCAGCCGCGCUACAGUUCGAGGCACGCGCGGCCCGGCCUCCGCCGGGACAUGGUACCAUCAGUGCUGCCAAACACGCAGCGUCCAAGGUGUUCUCCAAGUGGCUGCACUAGCCUCAGGGCAUGCUGACUGAGAGAACGUCCAAGGUGUUCUGCAAGUGGCUGCGCUAACCGCAGGAAAGCGUUCGACCGUAAAAGCGGCUGACUGCUGACUGACUGUGAGAGCAUCAAUGUUGUUUUCCCAGUGGCUGCACGAGUGGCAGGACAUGCUGACUUUGGGAGACUUCGAGGUGUUCUAAAAGUUGCUAAGUAGCCCUCAGACACAGACAAGCUGAGAAUGUUAAAGGUGUUCAGGGCGACUUCAGGAUAUGAUGGUGUGGGUGAUGGGAUUGUGACUCUUGGAAAGGCGGCGAUGAUAACUGCUAAGCAGUAUCAUCAGACGUGUGUGCGUCUUGCUGGUGUGGUUAUUCCAUGGGGUGUGGUGGCUGAUCAUUGCUUGUUCCAGGGGACUUCCCAUGACCGAUUGGCGUGGUGCCUUGUUUAUGACAAAUCCCACUUAUCCAUGGGCUACGUAUUUAUUAAUUGAUGGAGAGUUACCUCACCGUAAGAGCAAUCAACUGAGCUAACUCAGCCAAGUCAGACAGGUCAGACAGUGGGUUGUCGGUUUGCAGGAGUACGCUUAAAUGUGGCGAAGUUGAAAAGUGCGUAUCGCAAUCGAAUGGGCGACCCAUCGAGACUUUCCCUGGUUAUACGCGAGCUUCCUUACUUAGUGCUUGGGAAAUCACGCGAAUAUGUUUUCUGAAUUCUGAUGGUUGUGAUAUUGUGGCACCCUAGCUUCCUAUAGUGAUAUCUGCAACGAAAGUUUCGUGAGCGGUUUGACAUGCUCAGCAAAUGAUGCAUGACUUCGCGUACAUUUUGUAAAAGCAUUGCCGAUUGUUUACCUACCUACCGUUUAUCACCAAGCGCUGCAAGCCUUGUGACGGGGUAUAUCUGCACAUGAACCGUUACGCAAUAAUUGUAGGUUAUGUUAGCCAGGAUCAGGGGCUUUCCACCGGCUUUGAUGGAGGUUUUUGUCUUUGGCAGCGUUUUGGGUCACCCGCUUGCCAUCACAUGCACGAUUCCGCUUCGUUGCUGCACUGUUCAGGGCAAUGGUGUCACUUUGCUAGUAAUUAUGUACGCAUGCCGCCUGGUAUGUUGGGAUGUACUGUGAUCAGAUGAAUAUAUAUUUUGGCUGAACAGGUAAAUUA